Messenger RNA from Chaetura pelagica (chimney swift), 1479 nucleotides. Its product is annotated as cytochrome P450 2J2. The record is from RefSeq and is a predicted model, not a curated record. Gene Ontology annotation, biological process: xenobiotic metabolic process. The transcript has 9 exons. Gene Ontology annotation, molecular function: iron ion binding; heme binding; oxidoreductase activity, acting on paired donors, with incorporation or reduction of molecular oxygen, reduced flavin or flavoprotein as one donor, and incorporation of one atom of oxygen. Gene Ontology annotation, cellular component: intracellular membrane-bounded organelle; cytoplasm. NCBI's taxonomy places the organism in Eukaryota, Metazoa, Chordata, Aves, Apodiformes, Apodidae. Bases 1 to 1479 code for a protein of 492 amino acids.
AUGCUGCGCUUUCUCUGGGAGGGCAUCUCCUUCCAGGUGCUCCUGGUCUUCCUCGUCGUCUUCCUGCUCGUCGCUGACUACAUGAAGCACAGAAAGCCAAAGAACUUUCCUCCCAGCCCCCUGCGCCUCCCCUUCGUGGGGCACUUGUAUCUGAUGAACUUUAGAGAUCCCGUGAGCUCAGUGCAGAAGCUCACUGACAAAUAUGGGGACAUUUUCAGCACGCAGAUGGGCAGCAUGACCUCUGUGUGUGUAAGUGGGCUGAGGCUGAUUAAGGAAGUUCUUGUAAACCAAGGGGAAAACUUCCUGGAUCGCCCUGAAGUUCCUAUUGAUGCAGAGGUCUUCAGCACCAUAGGACUGAUCUCCUCCAAUGGGCACUUGUGGAAGCAGCAGAGGAGGUUCACCUUGGGCACCCUCCGAAACUUUGGCUUGGGGAAGAGGAGCCUGGAGGAGCGCAUCCAGGAGGAGUGCCAGUUCCUCGUGGAUGUGUUUAGGGAUGAGCAGGGGAGUCCUUUUGAUCCUCGCUUUAAAAUCAACAAUGCUGUUUCAAAUAUCAUCUGCUCCCUUACCUUUGGCCAACGCUUUGACUACCAUGAUGAGGACUUCCAGAAACUGCUGUGGCUGAUGGAUGACACAGUUAGGCUCCACGGGACUGUCAUGAGCCAGCUGUACAACACUUUUCCAUCUAUAAUUAAGUUCCUCCCUGGAUCCCACCAAAACAUUUUUAAAAACUGGAUGUGGAUGAAAAAUUUUGUUCAAGAGAGGGUUGACAAACACAAGGAGGACUGGAACCCCUCGGAGUGCCGGGACUUCAUCGACAGCUACCUGCAGGAAAUAGCCAAGGACAAUGGCAGUGGCAGCUUCCAGGAGAAGAACCUUGUGGCGUGCGCACUCGACCUGCUGUUUGCCGGGACCGAGACCACUUCCACAACCCUCCGCUGGGCUUUGCUGUAUAUGGCCAUGCACCCAGAAAUUCAAGCCCGUGUGCACGCCGAGAUCGACGCAGCCAUCGGGCAGGCGCGGCAGCCGGCCCUGGAGGACAGGAACAACAUGCCCUACACCAACGCUGUCAUCCACGAGGUGCAGAGGAAAGGCAACAUCAUCCCAUUCAACGUGCCAAGGCUGACGACUAAGGACACGGUCUUGGAUGGCUUCGUCGUACCAAAGGGUGCUAUUAUGCUCACAAAUUUAACCUCCCUGAUGUUUGACAAGAACGAGUGGGAAACCCCUGAUGCCUUCAACCCUGGGCAUUUCCUGAAGGAUGGUCAGUUCUGGAAAAGGGAGGCUUUUAUUCCUUUUUCUAUAGGGAAGAGAGCCUGCCUGGGCGAGCUGCUGGCCCGCUCCGAGCUCUUCCUCUUCUUCACGGCUCUGCUCCAGAAGUUCACCUUCCAGGCUCCCCCAGACACCACAUUCAGCCCCCGGCCCAGGAUGGGCAUCACCAUGGCCCCAGAGCCCUACAAGAUCUGUGCUGUGCCUCGGUAG